AUGGAAUUUGAAGAAUAUGAAGAAUUUGAGAUUGAACUAGAGGAGGAUUUAGAUAAUGAAAAUGAACUAGAAGAUGAUUUAGCUAAUGAAAAUGAUCAAGAAAAUACUAAUGAGAAUGCAGAUGAAAAUAUAGAUGAAAAUACAAGUCAAAAUAUGACUGAAUCUUCAGAUCCUAUCAAUUCUAAGAGAAAAUUUAAAUCAUAUGUUUAUGACUAUUUUACAUUAAUUACCAAUGAAAUAAAUAUAAAUGCAAUCAUUGUGG
Messenger RNA from Diversispora eburnea, 262 nucleotides. The record is from the annotation of a GenBank genome assembly. Lineage: Eukaryota; Fungi; Glomeromycota; Glomeromycetes; Diversisporales; Diversisporaceae.